GAUUUAAAGCCUAGCAUAUCGCUCGUUCACGCGGACCCACCACUCUGCUGAGGCUGAAGGCCCCCGAGAUUCUAAUAGCCGCUGCUUUGUCCUCCAUCAUCGCUCUAGGUUUUCCCGGAGCUUCCUUGACCAAGGCCCUCAAUCCCCCGCGCCCACGGCUUCGACGUUGCACGAAGCAUCACCUUCUGCCUCAUGAUUUCUGUGCAAUACCCAAGCUUUUCGGGACACCCAUUCGGUCUGAUGGCGGAAUCUGCGCUGCACUCGGCGCUCCCAACUUUGUCCAAAGCUGCUUCUGCGCAGCCACCGUUUGGCCUAGCCGCAGAUUCAAAAGCAAAACAGACAACCACCAACACGACCACCAAGAAGAGGCCCUCGCGCGCCGGAACCCGCAGCGUCACCACUCUGACGGCCGCCCAGCUGGAGCGGAAGCGCGCAAAUGACAGGGAGGCGCAGAGGGCCAUCCGCCAGCGAACAAAGGAUCACAUCGACAAUCUGGAACGCCAGAUCCGAGAGCUUACGGCCUCGAGCGAUACCAACGCGAAGUUGAUGCAGACCAUCCAACGCAAUCAGGAGCUCGAGCAGGAAAACGCUCUGCUUCGAUCGCGCUUAAAUCACGCCGUUACCACAAUGUCGGAACAUGGCCUAAAUAGCGACCAUAUCAUGCUCACGGGCAGCCCAAAUUCACCAACACGUCGCAUAAAACUGGCAACCCAAUUACGCAAUUCAGCCACUCCAGUUCCUCGAUCGAUACCGACUCCGUCGGUGCCAUCCGUCGGUCCUCAAGAGCAGUGGGGUGCUACGUACAGCCCAGCAACAUCCAGCAUCGACCGAUCACCGUCUAUUGCGGACGUGUCGCCCGUAGCAGGAACCAUGCGGUGGGGUCAGAAUUCGCCCCAGGUGAGCGCCCCGAUCCACGAGCCGGAGCGGCCGAUGCACCCGGUCGACCCAACCAUCCAGCAGUCCAUGAACUACAACUACGCAAUCGACUCCAGCGGGAGACCCGUCCAGCCCGUGCAGCCGGUCGCGUAUCAUUCAGAGGCGCCCAUGAUGCCCGCGUACACGCAGCCGGCGAGUCCUGCCGACUAUCACGGCCGCCAUCCGGGACAGCAGAUUCCAGCCGCGCAGACACCCGCCUACGCGCAGUACCCGGCCGCCCAGGGCUUCAUUCCUCACUCUCCGCACGAGUCCGAUCCACACUUGCAGAUGAUGCACCGCCAGUCGUUAGACUCCCAGCAGCAGAUCAUGUACAGCAUGCCGCCAAACAUGAAGGCCGAGCAAUGAAGCAAACCCGACCCGGACCGGAUCUGACGAUCCCGUUUGCCUUGUUUUUGUCUUUUCUUUUUUUGAAUUCUCUCUUCUUCCUCCCUCCUCCCGAACGUACAUGCUCGCCCUUGUGGAACCUGUCACUCGCUUGACUCCGGUGUUCGAUCGUCGACUGCCGUGCAUGGCCGUUCCCUACCUACCCACCUUCCCUCCGCACCGUUCUUUGCAAGCAAACUCAUUCCCACAACAGCAAGGCGAAUUCGGCGUUCCGUUGACUGGAGUCCAUAUGGAUUAUAGAGCGAUCUGAGGUUGA
Molecule: messenger RNA, 1576 nt
Organism: Verruconis gallopava
Lineage: Eukaryota; Fungi; Ascomycota; Dothideomycetes; Venturiales; Sympoventuriaceae
Exons: 2
Coding region: 193-1281 (362 amino acids)
Biological process (GO): regulation of DNA-templated transcription
Molecular function (GO): DNA-binding transcription factor activity
Source: RefSeq, a predicted model, not a curated record